CUUUGUGCAGUUUUACAAAUUUUCCCCCUCUUUCCUUGUCGUAGUCGGCUUGGGUUUUCUUGGUAAGCCUUAUAUAUAGGGCUGCUCGUUGUUAGUUGGCGGCAGUUUUUGAUAUUGAUCGAAGAAGAGAAGAAGUUUUCCUCGCAAAAUCGACUCUCGUUUGAUUUAUCAGCCUUUACCCACGUACGCUGCAUCAACAACCCCUCGCUCGAACACCUCAAGGAAGGAGAGAAAGCAAACCCUAGGAGGGUUGGUGGAAUCGAAAUCGAAGGCAACCUUGUUCUGAAUGCUGAUGAUGACCGGCGAGUCACUGGAGUACAAGAAGAAUCCGGCGACGGAACCCAAAUGGAAAGAUCUGCCUAACAAAACCACCUGCUGCUUCCGCGAGAUCCCUGAUUACCGCCUGCCGAUCCCUAUGCCACAACCGAUUGUUGCAAACAUCCGGGGGAAAGUAUACGUGCUUCAUGGAGAUCCUAUCACUGGGGAGCCCGGAUGCCCAGGGAAACCGGAAUUAGCUUUCCAGGUUUUAGAAUUCGAUCAUUGUUCGAAAUCGUAUCGUUGGAGGACACUUCCUAUACCUCCCUUCUACGAUGUAUACUCCUCGUUCUUUGGGGAGUGGAGGGGCAAUGUUGGUGUCGUCGGCCCCAGGCUGUUUAUGUUACAGCUUUGUGAGGGGGUUGAAAUUGUACAUAUCUUUGAUUCCGUUAAGGAAACCUGGGAGUCUCAAAAUGAAGACGAAUUUCCCUUGGAUUAUAUGCCAUGCAGAAACUUGUCAAGUUUGCUAAUCAGCCAAAGGACAGAAAGAAGAAGUGGUAUGGUCCAUGCGACUGAUGGUUAUUUCAUCGCCAUUGGUAAUGAAUGUCAGUUAGCUUGUCAAGCUCGUGUCUUUGCUACAGUGGCCAAUUUUCACGGUGUUAUGUCCGACGUACAAUUCCUACCAGAUCAAUUACCGGCUGAAUUUCAUCCACUUGCUGAAUGCAAUGUGAUUGACCUAUUGGAGAAGGAUCACGGUACCAGCAUCACAUUUUGUGUGCUGUAUGUAGCCAACAAGCGUGCCCUGCUGGCUUUGUCAGUUUUCAGAGUGUGGUUGUUAUCUUCAAUGGUGGUCGUGAAACCAGAAGACGGCUCCCCAUACUUGUCCCGAGAAGAUAAAGGGGAAGGAGGAGCAAGUGAUGAUGGACCCAGAGGAGGUGCCUACUUGGGAGUUGAAAUUCUGGAAACACAUUUCUUUUCAAUGGGUGAGAUAUGCCCUAUCGACAUUGCUGAUGCCUUCUUCCUCUAGGCAACUAACCUUUCAUUAUUACUGGUCAAGUACAUUUCUUUGUAGCCCAUGGUUUCCAUUUAUCAAUGCCGUUUGUUGGACUUGCACUAUCAUUACCGUUUUCACUGGAUCAAUCUUGUUGGUACCAGAAGGAAGACACGGUUCUCAUCUGGCAGUUUAAAGGGUUUGUUGUUUGUAAUAGUUGUUCUUCUUACCUGCUGGACGUGUCAUGUUCGCUCUAACGUUGUUGUAAAUUCUGUUCUAUUUGGUUCAGUUCGUUUGAUGGACUGCAAUCCUUUUGAGAUUUUCAGGAGAAGGAGCCAGAUCAAGAUACUAAUGGCUGGCUGGCUGGCGUGAUUUCCUGCAUGAAUGAGCAAGUAUGAGCUUGUGUAUAUAAUGUCUUGAUUUUGACUUCUGAUUCGGGAGAAUCUUGUGAUACAAGUCAACGCGGUUUUGUUAGUGACAGCAUGUUAUUUAUCCUGCUCGUGGUUCUUCUUUAUACUUUAGUGGCAAGUGAUGAUUGUGUAAUAUAUGAUUCCUCGCGUAGCAUGGAAGGUAUAGCAGACCACCCAAGUUUUACCUAUUGAGAUGAAGAUUGUAAAUUUUAUAGAGUUCGUUUGAUCUAUAUGGAUUGCUGUGAUAGACAUUCUGUACGCUAUAGUAAAGCAUGGAAAUGUGGAAGAUUGGUAAUAGGGUAGGUAGAGUUUUGACUUUUGAUCGAGUUUCUUAUUGAG
Messenger RNA from Linum tenue, 1995 nucleotides. The record is from the annotation of a GenBank genome assembly. NCBI's taxonomy places the organism in Eukaryota, Viridiplantae, Streptophyta, Magnoliopsida, Malpighiales, Linaceae.